Messenger RNA from Sphaeramia orbicularis (orbiculate cardinalfish), 1099 nucleotides. RefSeq names its product cation-transporting ATPase 13A2-like. Gene Ontology annotation, molecular function: polyamine transmembrane transporter activity; ATPase-coupled monoatomic cation transmembrane transporter activity; P-type transmembrane transporter activity. Bases 77 to 967 code for a protein of 296 amino acids. The record is from RefSeq and is a predicted model, not a curated record. Lineage: Eukaryota; Metazoa; Chordata; Actinopteri; Kurtiformes; Apogonidae. The transcript is spliced from 12 exons. Gene Ontology annotation, cellular component: late endosome membrane. Gene Ontology annotation, biological process: autophagosome-lysosome fusion; regulation of autophagosome size; intracellular calcium ion homeostasis.
GGAGGACCGGUGCGGUGGUUCUGUCCGGUAUGAGGGGAAAACAAGUCCAUGCGAAGGCUGUCUGCGAGACCUGAGGAUGGACAGGACGGGCAGCGUCCAGGAGCCCCAGGUCCAGCUCCCAUCAGCCCGUCCAUCGGACCCUCUGCUCCAUCCUGACUCACAUAUGGAUGUGAAGGGUUAUCAGUGGGUGCGUUGGCGGCUGUGGCUGUGUCGUCUGAUGGCGCCGCUAUCCUUGGGUCUCCUCCUCCUCGUCUUUCACUGGCGUCCACGUCUGUCCAUCCUGCUCCGCUGCUGCUCGUGUCCUCUGGCUCUAGCAGAUAUUCUGCUCAUCAGAGACAGUUUUGGUGAGCAGCAUGUGGUGGAGGUCCUCACAGAGGAGAUGGAUGAGGGCAGCUGGGAGAUGUUUGGAGAGAUGGAAGACACCGAAUGGAGAGACAAUGUGGAACUGUACAAGGAGAAGAAAACUCUCCUGCGCUACUACCUGUAUGAGGGGCUGCGCUACGUCUGGUUGGACAGGAAGGGAGCCUACUGUCCAGUCAGUGUCCUCAGUGAGGACUGGACCUGCAAGGACCUGCAUGGAUUCCAAAGGGGUCUGAGUCUGGAGGAGCAGGUCCUAAGGAGACGUAUCUAUGGUCCAAACCUUAUAGAUGUCCCAGUGAAGUCUUACAUGAGGCUUCUGUUUGAAGAGGUCUUGAAUCCAUUUUAUGUGUUCCAAGUGUGCAGCAUCAUCCUGUGGACCAUCGAUAAUUACUAUUAUUAUGCCUCAUGCAUACUGAUUAUCUCCAUCCUGUCCAUUAGUAUUUCACUCCAUGAGAUCCGUAAGCAAAGUACAACUCUUCGUAACAUGGCUCGGUUUGUCACAAAUGUCACAAUACGAACCAACUCAGGAGGAAGGUCUGCUGCUGCCCUGCGACGCCGCACUGCUGGGGGGGGAGUGUCUGGUCAACGAAAGCAUGCUCACAGGUGAAAGUGUUCCAGUGCUUAAAACCAGUCUUCCAUCUGCUGACGGCAGGUUCAGCGCUGACUCUGAGCGCAGACACACCCUGUUCUGUGGUACCCAGCUCAUCCAGGCCAAAGGGGGGCGCUCUGACGGCACCGG